This is a messenger RNA of Paracoccidioides lutzii Pb01, 1380 nucleotides long. RefSeq lists its product as hypothetical. The transcript is spliced from 4 exons. The coding region runs from base 1 to 1380 and encodes 459 amino acids. Gene Ontology annotation, cellular component: transcription factor TFIIIC complex. Gene Ontology annotation, biological process: transcription initiation at RNA polymerase III promoter. The record is from RefSeq and is a predicted model, not a curated record.
AUGCCGGAUUUCGUAUACUCGACAACCUCCAGCCCGUUUAUGACGAAAUUCCGCGAGAAGAUCCUGCCUUUCGAAUAUGACAAGCUCAAGGAGUUCCAAUUCGACAUGAGCAAAGGCUAUACGUCGAACGUCGAUAUCAUUCCUCCCCCAGCAUUAAGCCGCGGAGAUGUCCCUUUUAACUACUUGUACCGCCAAAACCCCACCGUAAAACAGUCCAUCGGCCCCUCUGGUGAAAUAACAACCACAAACACCCAACAAAUCGUCAAAGUCCUCACCCACCUCGUAGCCUGCGACGUCCCCGCUGUCCCCACUGCACCCCGCGAAAACUGCCCCCCAAUCUCAACCCUCGACAAAACCCUCCAGGAAACCAUCUCCAUCCUUCAAUCCCUCUUCGAAUCCCGCCUUGCCUGGACCCGCCGCGGCCUCCGCAACCAUCUAAUCACCAACGAACAGAAAUACGCCCUCCGCCUCGCUGUGCCGUACGUAGGCUACAUCUUCCGCUCCGGCCCCUGGCGCGACGCCAUCGUGAAAUUCGGCCAUGAUCCCCGCACCCACCCGUCCUCCUGCAUAUAUCAGACCUUCAUGUUUCGCACCCUCCCCUCCUCCAUAACGGAGCAACUCGACGAAAACGAAAACGGCAACGACAACGACAACGAAAACACCCCGGCCCCGGCGCCCGCACCACCACCCGCGACCAAAUCAACCACAACCCCAACAUCCAACAGACGCCAAACCCUCCCCCGCCCCUCCACAACCCUAGGCGACCAAUCCACCCAAUCCACCUGCCCCUCGCACAUCUUCACAGGCCAAGCCCCGCUCCCCCGCGACGGUAAGCUAUGGAUGAUCUGUGACAUCAAAGACCCCAUCCUCGCCCAACUGCUCAAACCCCGCACCUCACAGUCCUCCCUGGACAGUAAAAAUGCCUGCGACAUCCUCUCCUCGGGCUGGUACGGCAACGUCACUCUGGCCGUUGCCAAAACCAUCAUGCGGGCCAAGAUACAGCACAUGCUCGAAUUCAACACGACGCCGCCGUUCGAGGAGGACUUUGCGCCCCUGCUGCGGUUUCCGGAGAGGGUGGGCGGGGAUGAGGAGGUGGCGAGGGAAGUGGGGGCGCCGGGGGAGGAAGGUGUUUUUUGGAGAGAGGGAGGAGUGAAGAGGGUGGUGUGGUGGUGGUGGUGGUGUUGGCGCGGCGGUGGGGAGGGGAGUGGGGACAAGAGGGUUAGGUGGGAGGAUGAGGUUGGGGGAGAGGAGGGUAGAGUGGAGGUGGGUGAGGAGGAGGAGGGUGGAGAAGACGUUGAAGGAGAUGAAGCUGGUGAGAUUGAGAAUGAGAAUGAGGAUGAGGAUGGAGAUGGAGAAGAUGUGGACAUGACGGGCAUGUAG